Messenger RNA from Mesorhabditis spiculigera, 255 nucleotides. The record is from the annotation of a GenBank genome assembly. Lineage: Eukaryota; Metazoa; Nematoda; Chromadorea; Rhabditida; Rhabditidae.
AUGGGCGUCAUCAUCCCGCUCGUGUCCGUGAGCGCAUUCUGGCUCGUCAUCGGCCUCGGCGGCCCAUUCUUGGUGCCGAAGGGUGUAAAUCGAGGUAUCGUCCAAACGAUGAUCGUCUUGACGGCCGUCUGCUGUUGGCUAUUCUGGAUCCUGGUCUACCUUCAUCAGCUUAACCCGCUCAUCGGACCUCAGAUCAGUGUCAAGACCAUCCGCUGGAUCUCCGAGAAGUGGGGCGAUGCGAAGGGCGUCAAGAAC